Molecule: messenger RNA, 979 nt
Organism: Frieseomelitta varia
Lineage: Eukaryota; Metazoa; Arthropoda; Insecta; Hymenoptera; Apidae
Product: adipokinetic prohormone type 2-like
Exons: 3
Coding region: 469-720 (83 amino acids)
Cellular component (GO): extracellular region
Molecular function (GO): hormone activity
Source: RefSeq, a predicted model, not a curated record
ACCAACCCUAAUAAUGGAACAAACUACCCCAAAUUCGCGUGAAGAUUCUUCACGUUGCAAAUCUAUCACCGCGAAGUACAUACAACAUCUGCUGUUGUGAAUGUAGCCAUCGCACUGGCUCAUGGACUUCUUUUACGCCGGAAAUUUCCCGAGUCACUGGACCUUAACGUUAAUUAACGAAAUUCACGGCAGGCUUCGCAGUGACGUUCGCCAAACGAGAAAGAAACCUUUGGAUCGUGCUUGGUUGCGACACGUUCUCACAGUUUUCAAUCGAGCUGAUGACAAAACUAAACAUUAGGGGUCGAGAAGGGGGUUGCUGAGAACCUAUAAAAAAGUCCACGGUCUCGUUAUCCUCUCAUAAACGUGUUCACCUCGCGCGGACACACGAUCCUUUGGGCUCGAAAACCGAGGAGAGGACGAUCUUUUCGAAUCACGUUGCUCGCUCUAGAUGCGAUUCCUGCUGACGACAUGCAUCGUAAGGCUCGACUGGCCUUUUUCUCGAUAAUAUUGCUGUUAUGCUUGAUCUUGCACUCCGGGACUGAAGCUCAGCUAAACUUCUCGACCGGUUGGGGAAAAAGAAACCAGAGGCACGAAUGGAGUGCCCUUAAAACCGAAUGCGCUUCACAGAGUAGACCCUUCUUGGAACAACUGCUAACCAUUUACCAAUUGAUACAGAUGGAAGCGCGAAGGAUGUUGAACUGUCGGAAGCUGAACGAAUAAAUUCAAGACUGGAUUGGCGGAUUAGAGGAAACAUCGUAGACUAGAUAUAUUGGACUUGUUCGAGGAAGCCGUUCGAAAUCGUGUAUCUUUUACACCCGAUUUGCAGCUCGUUUGAAAACACUGGAACUUUAGAACGAAGUAUCCGGAUCUGUCAAACAAAAGUUGCCACGAAAACAUUUUCUACCGGAAUGUACCCGCUCGAACGUGCCUUGUAAAAUAACCAAGACGAACGAUAAUACAAACAAUGAGUAGUAAAGGA